AUGUCGGCAUCGGAAAGCAGCAGCAAGAUCCAGGACGAGUUGGCCAUGUUGUUUGACCGCCAGAUGUCCAUGACGAUGGCCCCUGCUCCAACCCCUCCUCGUAACGAUAAUUACGAAGCUAUCCCGCACUACAACCAUUCAGCGCACGUAGCUUCAUCGGCCCCAACUACCUCGAACAUGCAAGCAAACAGCCAAGCAGAUUCAAUGGCGCUGAUGGUGCAGGAUAUCCAUGCCGUUCUCCGUCACCAUGGAUUAGACCCCGCUACCUUUUCCAUGGCCCAGCUCGAACUAUUCAAAAAUGCGGAUGCUGCCCAGCAAAGGCGGUUGAUACAGACUUGGCAGUUCUAUAGCACACCGCAAUCAUCUUCAUCCCUGGAUCUUGAGAUGAACGACGACUCAAUGGCGGAGUUUGUGGAAUAUCAUGGCGAACAUGCAGAGCCCUACAUGACUUCCGGUUAUGGAGUGGAAGCAGUGGAAGCGCAGGAUACUACUACUCCUACUACCGCCGUGGAGCCAUCGACCGGAAAGCCCUACGACUCGUCUACAGAUCCGGUAUACAGAGGAGCACAGGAGUGGUGGGAGAUGCCGCGGACUAGUUCCAUGGAGUCGCAGUAUGGGUUAUUCGAAGAGCGGAGUCGGCAUUACUCGAACUCGAACUCGAACUCGACAUGGCAACCGCAACGGUGUUUCCACUGA
Penicillium waksmanii is the source of this 696-nucleotide messenger RNA. RefSeq lists its product as uncharacterized. The transcript is spliced from 2 exons. NCBI's taxonomy places the organism in Eukaryota, Fungi, Ascomycota, Eurotiomycetes, Eurotiales, Aspergillaceae. The record is from RefSeq and is a predicted model, not a curated record. Bases 1 to 696 code for a protein of 231 amino acids.